Messenger RNA from Branchiostoma floridae (Florida lancelet), 5603 nucleotides. RefSeq names its product NACHT, LRR and PYD domains-containing protein 12-like. The transcript is spliced from 6 exons. The record is from RefSeq and is a predicted model, not a curated record. Lineage: Eukaryota; Metazoa; Chordata; Leptocardii; Amphioxiformes; Branchiostomatidae. Bases 829 to 3150 code for a protein of 773 amino acids.
GUACACUGUGUCUCAGGCACAAUAUUGGAAGGCAGGACCCAUCCCACUCCUUUCACCGCGUUUUGAAUCCCCAGGCCGAAGUCAAAUACUCAUAUUGACACGUGGAUGUAGUGAGGAAAGUCGACUUAAAUGCCUUUCCUAAGGGCACAAGAUCGGUAUAGCAUAACAGGAUUGGAACCCAGGGCUCUGGGCCGAAUACCCUUGUGCUUUUUCUUAAUUGUUCAUCCGCAUAUAAGAAUAUGUGGCACCAGACCACACUGAGAACUCAACGUCGUACUAUUCUUGAGACACAACUACGGACAUUUGUAUGAUUUUGCCCACAUCGUUCUAAGCAAAGCACUAACCGCCAGGUGCGAAACGCAGGUGACCUUUGCCCCGGAGCUGUAUUGUGUACAAUAGCCAGGAAGAGAAACGCGCCGCUUGACAGUCGUCCUCGGUAAAUUGCAGUGGGAUUUAGAAUUGUACAUGCCCCUUGGACCACUAAGGACAACCUGUUGUGCGUUUUCUCUUUCUGAGCGUGAGGUAAGGCUAUAGAGUCCUGCCUAAAAUGGGCCAGAGAGCGUCAAAGGCAGCAAAACCGGCCAGGUCCGGGAGUUUGACCGAAGGACAAAGAAGGGAAGACGAAGGGCAAAGUCCGCCACACCAAACGAGAUCGCGUUCGGAAGAGACUAAAGAACUGGGAGAAAUGUUGUUGAAACAAACAACGCCUUGGGCAACACGGACAAUGAUGCACAUACAAACUUUGCUCCUAGAGACUGCAACGAGGAUGAGGAAGAGGUCGAGAGGCCCAUAGCCACUGAAGUCGAUCUUCAUCAAGAAUCCGAUGACAUGGCACUGGCGGGUGCUCAGAGUAGAGAAACUCAAGUCUUAGACGGCGGGCAUGAAUGCUACAACGACGGAGACAUUGUGGCGUUCUCAGAAACAGAAAAUGCGGUGAACCAAAUGACAAACUCAAGUCAAGUGAGCGGCCAAGGCAACAAGGUCAUUAACAUCGGACCCCAUUCCACCGUCACUAUCUUUGACGGAACAUCGGAUGAACCUAGCACAGGUCCCAACAUUGACAGUCCCUCAGAAGAUUUCCCCCUCGCCCAAUGUCAAGAUUCACUUAAGUCGUAUUUCAAGUCAAGACUGAGCUACCUUCACCCUCUAGCGUGGAAUGAAACUUUCACCAUGAAGAUUGAGGACAUCUUCACGACUGUAGACCUCGUGUCGCGAACACAACAAGGAGGAAACAUUGAACGGCGCGCCCUUCCCUCUACUGUCGACGCUUUGACUGCCAGACUCAAUUGUCCCCAGCCCCGGCGCAUUUUGAUCGAAGGUAACGCAGGGAUAGGGAAGACGACCGAAGUUUCUAAACUCGCUUUUGACUGGGCCGAGGGGCGGUCUCCAGUUCUGGAAAAGUAUGAUCUGGUUUUCCCGAUCGCACUGCGGACGGUUGGCGAGUCCCAGUCCCUCACAGAGUGUAUCUUCGACCAACUCCUGCCAGAAGACGUGCCGUUCCAAGAGUCGGACGUAGAAACGUACUUGAAGGGGAAUGACCGAGUCUUGAUCAUUCUCGACGGCUUCGACGAGUGGGCCAGGCAUGAAGAACAUGACGUCACCAAACUUCUGACUGGUAAGGUUCUCCGAGACUGUUGCCUGUUGGUGACCACCAGACCUUCCCACACCCCUCAGCUGCAGAGUCUGAUGUGUCCGGACACACAGGUGGAGAUCACGGGCUUCAGUCAGGACAACAUCCGCACUUACGUCCAUAGGUUCUUCACGGGAGACGAGGCCAAGGCAGCUGCCUUAGUCAGCCAAAUGGACUCCUCCCUAAUCCCCACAGGCAUUCUGGCAACACCAAUACUGCUUUUGUUGACCUGCAUGAUGUGGGAAGAGAAGCAGGAUUUGGUGUUUGGAGGUCGAAUCUUUCCCCUUUAUGAUGAGCUAAUUUCCUUCACCAUAAGGCGACAUUGCGUUAGGAACAACAUUGUUUCUGACCAAGGUAUUCCUGACAACAUUAGAGACGCACUCUUGUGUGCCGGGGCCCUUGCUUUCAAUGGCUUGUUGGAGAACAAUCUAGUAUAUAGCAAAGGCGACGUUGCCAAGUAUUGUGGUGAAGACAGUUUGCAGGAGCUUGUGUUGUUGGGGAUCCUUCAUAGACAAGAAAGUCCCUCCAGACUCAACCCUUCUGCCCAGUUUUCCUUCUCCCACAAGACGAUGCAGGAGUAUUUCGCAGGGUUGUAUUUCGCAAAAAGGCUUCAGGACGAGACAACAGAAAAGUCCAUUCUGAACACAUACCUGACAACGGCUCAAAGUGUGCGUGACUUGGAAAACGUCAUCAUGUUUGCUUGUGCGAAGUUAGGGCGUGAAGCAGAUGUUAUAUUGGCUCACCUUGUCAAACUCCACCAAGAGGAGGUAGAACAUUUGUCUGAUACCUCCAGUGGUGGGUAUCCACACUACAUGGAGUAUUUUCUAUAUUCUAAAUGUCGGAUUGCAGGGAAUGAAGGAGAGUUUUUUAGUCCUUCUAAGUUAGCUUUCUUUCACCUCCAGACAUACAUGGAGAUCGCAUUGUUGUGCUUCUACGAGAGUGGUUGUCUCUCGCAGGUAGAAAACAUCUUUCUAAUCAAAUGUGUUAUUCACUUUUCAAAUGUAGGCCCUCAUGUUUACAACGCCUUGGAACAUGUUCUGAAGAACAUUCCACCUCGAUCCCUUAGAAAUGUAACAACCCUCAGGUUGAUGGGUACCACGGAUUGUUUUGUCAGUCCUGUCAUUGACUGCCUGAGGAUGAUGAAUUUGUCUGAGUUGGACCUUUAUCGUGCUUGUCUUGGAGGUCAUGACCCCAACACAGGACCUUGUGCCCGCCUGGCACAACAGCUGCCUUACCUAACAAGUUUGAGGAAGCUUGUGUUGUGUUUGAACAAUCUUUUCUGCUCAGAUCUACUUGUAUUAUUACCUUCCUUGAAGAUGUUGGUGGACCUUGAAUGGUUGAACCUCUUUGGUAACAAACUAGCAGGUUGUGGAAAGGAAAUCUCAGAACUGCCGUGCUCCUUACGGAACCUCAAAGUCCUGAACGUGUAUGAGUGCAAACUUAGCCUGGAUGAUGUUCUACAAAUAGGUAAGGGCAUAAUCUUAUUCACCUCAUUGUUUUACAUCGAUACUUUUCUAUAAUUCCUUAUUCAUGUACCACUUCCUUGGUAUGAAAUUGAUGAAACUUGUUGUGUACUGAUCAAAACUACUUAAUAACCCUCCCAAUUAGUAAUUUUAUAUCAUUGGAAUGCAGAUAAUAUAAAAAGUAGCCUCUUACUUACAUAAUUCAUACCACAUGUAAAAUCACAUGUUGAAUAACAAAUAUCCUUUUUCUUCUUGCGAUGUUUGCUCAUUAAGUAUGUUUCAAAAUUUACAUUGACUGUUUCCAAGUAUCAUCCUAAGUGUCAAGACAAUCCAUCCAAGCCUCCUAGAGUUAUGUUAACAGAAGGAUAGACACACACAAACAUGAACAGUCCAGACAACAUAAGUCAUAACAUUCUUGGCUAAGGUUCUAAUACUGUUGUUUUCAAUUUAACACACAGCUACUGCAGUAGUGCAGUACUGCCCAAAGAUGGAAGACUUUGAGUGGAGAGGCAAUAUGACAGUUCAGAAGGACAAAAGGAAAGUUCGGGACGUUCUCAGGGGUUUAAAGUCAUGACCUAUAGGAGUUCACGAAAGUCCGCUGUCAGGAACAGUUACUCAUGGUGGGCCCGGAGCUCCCUCCUCAUCAGGCUCCUACACACCAAGGCAACUUCGAAAUCCAAACACUAACCAAGGACGUUAUAUAACAUCCUUGCACUAAAUUAGUCUUGCACUAAAUGUUUUCUGCUGUUGAAUAGGCUGUUAUCACUUAUGUACAUUUGAAUUACGAAUCAUUUAAGUCAUCUGGGGUGACAGAUGUUGAAGUCAAGGUCCUCAUCUACUUCGGUGGACGAACAUUGUAAUCAUCGUAUCUGAGUCAUUGAAUACCCUUACCGUUUUUGCCAUGUCAUUUCUGUAACAGAAGACGAGAACUCAAGGAAACCAAAGACAAAUAAGUUCUUCCUGUUGUAAAUGGUACAUUUGUUGACAAAAAAUCACAGACAUUUAGCUGAUGUUUUGAUCAGAUCUGCAAUGUUUUGGAAUCAAAAUGUUUUCCAUGAACUAUCAGAGUUCUCACCAUGCUCUUAUGAUACUGGAAUAAGUAUAUAUUACUAUCAUUAGCUAGUCUGCAUAUACAUAGUGACUUUGUAUAAGGAUAGGACUGUAUGUAAACUUGAACUGUAAAGAUAGCCCUUGUAUUGGUAACUUUUCACUAGAUAAAAUUGCAAAUAACAGCUGAACAGUACUGGACUAUCAAAUAAUGAAGAAAAACAGCAAAUAUUUGAGACAAACUUUUGUCAAGGGAGUCAUUGAAAACUGAAAUGGAAGGUACGUUAUAAAAACGGCAAACUAUAAAAAUGCAUAUAAUCUGUCGAAUUUUAUACUCAUUUUCCUGUCUUAUUUGCAUGGUUUUAAAGAAAUGUUCGAUUUGAGAUAUCUAAGAAUUGUAGAAAGUUCUUGGAUCCCAGUUGAAGUGUUGUCCCUUGCUUUGAUUUUCUGUAUUUCCUUUGGUAUUUGCUAACAGAUAAAUUCGACUUAUCUCGAGCUCUUUAUGAUUAUGUUUAGUUUUGAUCAUUUGCAGCAUUAUUAUGAUUUUCUUGGUGUAGUUUCAAUUAAUGUCAUUUGUUGUUAUUAUUUAGCUUUAAUUAUGUAUAUUAUGUUUCAUUAUCAUUAAGAUUAUGUACAUUACGUUUCAUUGAUACCUUUUUCACUUUAUAGGCUUGUACUUAAGCCAUUUCACAUAAUAAACAUGAUAUUUUAAGUCAGAUAGGCUGGAACUAGGUGUUUGCCGGCCCCAGACUUUUUUUACAUCCAACAACACUAAAUGAAGAGUAUACACAGUCAGGUGUCAAACAGUGUUUAAUAUUCACCCAAAUUCUUCCAUGCAUUCCAAACAGAACCCAGCUCUUUCCAUACUCCAUCAGCUAAUUAUUAUUUCUCUAGACACCAAAAAAUAUCUAACAAUCUAUAUCAUUUCUCUCACAAUAAUACAUUUCUCUUAAACCUUAUUUCAUUUCUAGAAUUCUCCAGUUAACAAUGAACCACCAAACAAGUUAAUGCGAACCGUAGUAACUUACCAUAGCAUGAGCGUUGAGACUAAUACCCAAGCAGAUGUUGGGUGGAAAACUGUACUCUUUACUGAGUUGCCAGGCUUCUCUGACAGCCACUACCUGUCAGUCAGAAAAUGAUACCAUCUUCCACCUCAAGAUCUGAUAGUUUACCUUUAAGAAUAACUACAAAGUCUGUACAACAGACUUUCUCUUUGCUAUCUCGUCUUCUUUUUUUGCUUGCUAUGUUGCUGAAGGGUUUUCCGUUUCUGACAUUUUUUGGGGGUGUGAAGUCAAAGUUUCCCUGUUUACAGUUGUAAAUGUGAUGAUGGUGAUUGAAAAGAAAUGAAAAGGGAAUCAAAAAUAGAACAUCAUUAGUAAUGGGAUAGAGAUCAAAUAAAUAAACACAAAUUUGUGAAAGUUGCAAACAAAAAACCCACGUAAAGACCCCACCUCAAGAAAAAA